ACAACCUAAUCCUUUGUUCGUAUAUAUAGGUAGUCAGUUGAGUAAACAUUUCCUUGAAGCAACAAUCCUAAGUGGGGCCUAUUUAAUGGUUUGUGAAAGAUCCGUGACAAACAAUAUUUCCAGAUCUCGUCACAAAUUAUAUAUACAUAGUUUAUACUAUGAAAAACAAACACAGCCAAAAGCAAAAGCAAGAACAAGAGCAAGAACUCCACCUCUUACUACAAAACAACAUGGAGCCCAAAAGCUUCGACAUCGAACCCCACCAAAAUCCUACCAAGUCCCUCAAGGCCAAAACAUGGGACGAAUCGAAGAAGAUGUGGGAGAUCGCCGCGCCGGCCAUCCUCGCCACCGUCGCCCAGUUCUCCAUCGGAGUCGUCACCAUCGCCUUCGUCGGCCAUCUCGGCGAGCUCGAGCUCGCCGCCGUCUCCAUCGUCCAGAACGUGCUCGAGGGCUUCGUCUACGGCAUAAUGCUAGGAAUGGGAAGCGCGCUGGAGACGCUGUGCGGGCAGGCGGUGGGCGGCGGGCGAUACGAGAUGCUGGGAAUCUAUAUGCAGAGAUCAUGCAUCAUAACUCUCGUCACCGCCUUGUUCCUCACGCCUCUCUACAUCUUCACGUCGCCGAUCUUGAAGCUCCUCCGCCAGAAACACGAAAUCGCCGACCUCGCCGGAAAAUACGCGCAGUGGGUCAUCCCUCAGCUCUUCGCCUACGCCGUCAAUUUUCCGGUGCAGAAGUUUCUGCAGGCGCAGAGCAAGAUAUGGGUCAUGACCGUAAUCUCCGUCGCCGUUUUGGGAUUCCACGUCGUUUUGAACUGGAUUCUGAUCACCAAGCUCGACAAGGGCCUCGCCGGCGCCGCCGUAGCCGAGAACGUGUCGUGGUGGCUCGUCGUUUUGGCGCAGGUUAUUUAUGUCGUCGCCGGUUUCUUCCCGGAAUCGUGGACCGGGUUUUCGAUGUCGGCGUUUAAAUCGCUUCUUGGUUUUGUGAAGCUGUCGCUUGCGUCGGCUGUCAUGCUGUGCCUGGAAUUGUGGUAUUACACCAUUGUCAUCCUCAUGGUUGGGUGGUUGAAGAAUCCAGAGAUCGCCGUCGAUGCUAUAUCUAUUUGCAUGAAUGUAGAGCUUUGGAUAUUGAUGAUCACUCUCGGCUUCAAUGCCGCAAUCAGUGUUCGUGUUGGAAAUGAACUGGGAGCUAAUAAUCCUGAAGCUGCAAAAUUUGCUGUGACAGUAGCUGUGGUUACAUCAACAAUAUUGGGCAGUAUAUUCACAAUAGCAGUGAUUGCAACCCAAAACUCCUUCCCCAAAUUGUUUUCUAGCAAUAAGGAAGUCAUAAAUGAGACAUCCAAAUUGGCCUAUUUCUUGGCAGCAACCAUUUUCCUCAACAGCAUCCAACCAAUACUACAUGGGGUGGCGGUUGGGGCGGGGUGGCAGGUCUCCGUUGCUGUAAUAAACGUAGUUUGCUAUUAUCUGUUUGGCCUUCCCUUUGGUGCGUUGCUGGGCUACAAACUCGGCUUUGGUGUCAAAGGAAUCUGGCUCGGGAUGUUGGCCGGUUGCUUGCUCCAAACCGUCAUAUUGUCUAUAAACGUGCUUCGGACUAAAUGGAGCCAAGAGGCUUUGUAUGCGGAGGAGAGAAUUAAGUCUCACGGCACCUCAGCUUUGGCUCAAAAUGGGAGUGCAGAAAAUGGAUUGGUCACAAACAGUCAACAACAUUGAAUGGGGAUUUCAACAUUUAGUAUUUUGUAUUUUUAUUUAUUAUUUAAAUCGAUGAUCAUAAUUUGAGAAGAUACAGUAGCAUAGGUUAGAAUAUACUGUUAGCAAUUUUUGCACUUUACUGUUGUGAUAUUGCUGAAUUAGAUUUUUAUUGAAAAGAAGAAAAAAGAAAAAAUCUGGAAAAAAAACUCAUUGAUAACUGUUAUGAUAUCGACAAUGUAUGUAAAUGGGGCAGAGAAUUGAGCUCUAAUUAAAUGUACCUUUUUUUCUUUCUUGUCUUGCA
This is a messenger RNA of Salvia miltiorrhiza (redroot sage), 1983 nucleotides long. Its product is annotated as protein DETOXIFICATION 33-like. Gene Ontology annotation, biological process: xenobiotic detoxification by transmembrane export across the plasma membrane. Gene Ontology annotation, molecular function: xenobiotic transmembrane transporter activity; antiporter activity. Gene Ontology annotation, cellular component: membrane. Bases 159 to 1703 code for a protein of 514 amino acids. The record is from RefSeq and is a predicted model, not a curated record. The transcript has 7 exons. NCBI's taxonomy places the organism in Eukaryota, Viridiplantae, Streptophyta, Magnoliopsida, Lamiales, Lamiaceae.